Messenger RNA from Daphnia carinata, 1597 nucleotides. RefSeq lists its product as uncharacterized. The coding region runs from base 163 to 1485 and encodes 440 amino acids. The record is from RefSeq and is a predicted model, not a curated record. NCBI's taxonomy places the organism in Eukaryota, Metazoa, Arthropoda, Branchiopoda, Diplostraca, Daphniidae. The transcript has 6 exons.
CUCGAGCUUUGACAGAAAGUGGGCGUUUGUUCAGAGUUCUCUUCGUGAAAACUCAAUUCCCAGUGACUUUCUCGUUAGGCAAAAUAGUCCUAAUUAUUUUCAUUUUUGUGAUCUAAAUGAACUCAAGAGGCACUUAUCACGAAGUCUGUACGUCGUCUGAACAUGGUGAUCCAAAUAGCUUGCCUCCUUCUUUUCUUUGUGUCCCUAUUGAAUUCUGCAGAGAUCCUACGUGAGUGUGAUACGGAUAUCGACUGUGGGUCAGGUUAUUAUUGUUUCCUGUCGUAUUGUGAACGAUGCAUUCCCUGCCAUACCCAAUUCAAUCGCCAGCCGGCGCGAUCGUUGACCGGCCAACCUAUUUGUGCCAAAUACGAAGAUGAUUGUGGAGUUUGCCUACCAGGAUAUCAAGCUAACGAUUUAACUCAUCAACGGCGAUCGAUGACAUGCUUCCCACUAAACGAAACGGUCUCGACAUCUACCGAUUUUUGGUGGACGGGAAUCGUAUGGAUAGCUUCUGUUCUUUUUUUGACAGUGGCUUUCAUCGUCUGCUUCGUAAAAUGUCGUCGUGUACCAGCUGUUUCCAACAACAAGGAUCCCGGAUUGCUGCCGUCUGCUCCGCCCCUCUACUCCCUAUACGAUGCAAAAUUCACUGACGAAACGGAUGGCCUAGUUGUGUCGGAACCUGUUAGAUCCCCCGAUCGGGUAGUUAUACAAGAAAACCAAGGACUUUGCAAUGAAGCUAUCCCAGCCGGUUACUACGACAUUUUCAACAAUCGUCUACAUGAUUCGGAUGUAGAACCGGAAGAAGGGGCUCCUGUUCCAAUUCACGUAGCCGUUGAUUCUGAAGUCGAUGACGAAUCUAAUCAAUCAACUGAGACUAUUCCGUCACCUUGGGAACCGACAUCUUCGAUGUCGGACAAUUCCAACAAUUUCUUUAGAAGUCAAUCGUUGGAAAGAGUGCCUCGACCGGCAUCUACAAGUCAACUAGUCCGUUUGCCAAGCGAUCCGGAGAUCCUUUUGAGCAGAAGAAGAAUAGCUUCUGCUGGUGAAAGCUAUAGUCAUCGUCACGUCCGCCUCAGCCAGUACCGAUCGGAAUCACAAACAUUAAAUCAAACAGAACCGCCGAAGUCUAUGGUAGACUGUGAAUCCGAAGAUGAUUUAGGUCGUCGGGACUCUAGUUCGUCUGAAAGCUUUGAAGACGAUCAAGAGCCAGAUGCGCCGGAAUCUUUCCUUGUGGUAAGCGACCAUCCCAGUUUUCCAUCCGUCAUUCUGGAUGUAUCAUGGCCUCGUCAGUCAAGAGCUCUGCAGAAUGCCUCCCGUUUCCUUGGAUCUGUUUUGAGUGAGCCUUCCAGUGAUCAAGGUUCGCAGGAUUCCGGAUUUCAAGAUCAAUCUCGAAGACGUUCGAGAACUAAAGAAGAUUUAUUAGAAGACAACCGCAUUGACCUUAGUGCAAAAAAACGGCGUAGAAACUGCUCAGAGAAUGAAUAACUUGAAAUUUCUUGAAGUGCCAUACACCUGUUAACUUUAACCGACGCCAUAGUGAAUCGUUUUCGUCCUCAUAUUUAAAUAUGGUGACAAUCAACAGUUGCGGUCUUACGCU